CCGAGUUGCACGUGCAUUCGCGGAGCUGCGAGAGCCCGGUGCGCGCGCGAGAACGGGUGCUUGCGAGAGAGCUUGCGAGAGAGCUUACGAGGGAUCGGAGCGACGGCUAAGGAUAGCGGAGAAUUGUGUCUUCCUUCACCGUGGAGAAUCCCCGUUUCUCCUUUUUGUGCGAGCUCCUUGAACAGCUUCUUUCUGUAACGCGUUCUUUCGAUCACUCUAUCACUCCCUUGCGCUUUCAUUCUUCUUCUCUUCUAUCUUUCUCUUUUUCUCAUUUUUCUUCACGCGCGCGCGAUCCCUCUUUAUAUCUUUUAACGCAUUUCAUAUAAAUGAUCGAUUGAGUCAUUGUCAUAUUGUACUAUUGUGACGUGAAAGAUUUAACUGUGCUUCGAGAAACCUGCUUUGAGAAACUUACCCGACGUUUUUCGUCUUCACUGUAAGUCAAGAGCUGUUGGCAAAGACGAAGAUUUCAACAAAUUACGGACAAGGCGAUAAAAUGACUAUGGAUGGGAGCAAGAGCGAACCGGGCAAGAACGGGGCCACUCAACAGGAAUGCGCGGGUUGCGGAAAGGCGAUUACGGAGAGAUAUCUUCUAAAAGCAUUGGACAUGUUUUGGCACGAGGACUGCCUCAAGUGCGGAUGUUGCGACUGCAGACUUGGCGAGGUCGGUUCGACGCUCUACACCAAAGCCAAUCUCAUCCUCUGCAAAAGAGAUUAUUUACGACUUUUCGGAAAUACCGGUCACUGUGCAGCGUGCAGCAAAGUAAUUCCAGCUUUCGAGAUGGUGAUGCGCGCAAGGACCAACGUUUACCACUUGGAGUGCUUCGCUUGUCAACAAUGUAAUCACAGAUUUUGCGUGGGUGACAGAUUUUAUCUUUGUGAUAACAAGAUUCUCUGUGAGUACGAUUACGAAGAGAGGCUGGUUUUUGCCAAUAUGGCCCUGCAUCCCCCGCCUAGUGCAACUUUGGCACACAUCAAGAGACAAGUGACCCAUCUUCAGCCGCCGAACGCAGCGGGUGGACCUCAGCGACAGGCGAACGGGGAAGCGGCGGCCCAUAACCACAACGGAUAUCCAGCACCAACCAGCUCGAGCGCCCAUAACGUCCUGAACCCCAUGAAUAAUUUAAACGGUAUCAAUGCGCAAGCAUCGUACGAUGCCAAAUGACAAACGAAGUAAGCGCCGAUAUAUCGAUUGAGUCACCCGAGGGUAGGUCGACUCGUGUGCUGUUCUCAUUGUCUUCGUGGUUUACCGUGCUGAUCGUCCGAACUAUCGUCCUAACUUUAGCACGCGACCCACGGCAGAUUGCAUAUAAUCGAAUAUCCCUUAACUGUCGAGAAGAAAAUGAUACCGUUAAGUUAUCGCGAACAAGAAAAAUGUUACCGCGUAUAGAUAUGUAUUAUAUAAUCGCAUUAAACGAUUCGCUUCGUGUCGCGAUCGGAGAUCGAUCGGGCGAACUUUGUGUAAAUAGAAGGCAACUAUAAAAAGUAUGAUAGAGUGUUGCAGACAACACAAGUAAGCGGCG
This is a messenger RNA of Mycetomoellerius zeteki, 1520 nucleotides long. Its product is annotated as LIM domain only protein 3. The transcript is spliced from 6 exons. The record is from RefSeq and is a predicted model, not a curated record. Gene Ontology annotation, molecular function: DNA-binding transcription factor binding; transcription coactivator activity. The coding region runs from base 494 to 1162 and encodes 222 amino acids. Gene Ontology annotation, cellular component: nucleus. NCBI's taxonomy places the organism in Eukaryota, Metazoa, Arthropoda, Insecta, Hymenoptera, Formicidae. Gene Ontology annotation, biological process: positive regulation of transcription by RNA polymerase II.